AUGGCUCAUGGCGAGGGCCCUGAACCCACCGCUUACACCAGCACCACCCUUCAACUGAUUAAAAGUCCACUAGCCGAGAGAAAGAAUAUCGAAGAGACAACGCUUGGCAAUGCUGGAGAUUCUCAGUUCAUUGCCGAUACGGAUGUGGAUGACGGUUUGGAGUUUGCCAAGCUAUUCUAUGACCUUUGGUUUGUCGCAAACCUAAACGUUUUCUCAACGGUCCACGAAAUCAACGAUGCUUCUACUCUUGGAUCGUUUGUGGGAUAUAUCUUGCUUCUCUGGGCAACCUGGCUCUUAACGACCCUAUACGACGUCCGCUAUGUCACAGACAGUGUCUGGGAUCGAGUUUGUCGUGCCGUGCACUUGGCCGUCAUGGUCGGCUUCGCAGAACUUGGCCCGACGUUUGACUUCUUCAAGGAAGCAAAAUCCGUCUUUCGGGCCAUGUGUUUGUUUCUUAUGGUCUCUAGGCUCAUGCUCGCGCUUCAGUACUUCAUGAUUUUCUUCCAGAUUCGCAAACACAGGGAGAGCAGAAAGCCGCUUCUGAUUGCAGGAGGAUUUCAUCUGCUGUUUGCCAUAAUAUAUCUGAUUGUAUCUUUCUUAUCUGUCGAUGAAGCAAGCUCAGUCGUUGCCGUCAGCUGGUAUAUCGGGGCAAUAACCGAGGUCGUCAUCCACCUCGGCCUCUCCAGUAUCAAGGCACUUAGCUUGUCUAAAACUCAUCUCAGCGAGCGCAUGAACCUACUCACUUUAAUCAUCCUUGGCGAAGGGGCCAUCAUCAUAGCCAGGAACAUACAGACAGUUGUGAAGAACACCUUCUUGAAGAAUAGUGGCAACAUGUGGUCCGCCGCUCUCAUUGGAGUCGUCACAUGUGCAGUUGCCUUGAUUUACUUCGUCUACCAGAUGUACUUCGACUGGAUGCAUUCCGGCAAACUGGCUCAUACGCGACAAAUGCUAUGGGUUUCCUGGCAUCUUCCAUUCCAUAUCGCACUGGUUCUCCUACUGGAGGGCGCAAAUCAGUUCAUCGCUUGGUCUCAGGCGCUUCAGUCGAUCAAGUCGGCCGCCCAAAGCAUUGUCGACAUUACGCAUGAGCUACCUAGUAACCCAACCACCAAAGAAGUAGUCCGGGCACUGAACGAAACGGUCACGGAGCUCUUGGAGGCUUACCCUCCGGAAGAGGAGGUUGCCGCUUGGGACGAUGUCGAAAGAACGUAUGAGAGCCUGCUUAGCCUUCCCAAGUCCUUCUGGGCUGAGAGCGGCCGACUGGGCAAUAACGACCCAGAGAUGGUUCGUUGGCUGAAUGGCACAAGGGAUCUCGCCCAAACUGUCUUCAACGGCAUAUUCGCGUCGUUCAGCCUCGCUGCACCUGCCGAUGAGCCCGAAUCUACAGACGUACAGUCUGCCGCGGAGGCCGCAUAUCUCGCCACUGCGCAUAAGUUUGGAACUGUCUUCAUCUACGCCUUCAUCACUGCCGGCCUGGUCUUGAUCUUGAUGACCGCUCUACACGUUGUGUGUAAGCAACGCGGGUGGUCGGUCUUCAACAUACUUCGAGCCAUGUUCACCGUCGGCAUGGGCUUUGGGCUUGCAUUGAUCAGCUUGCUCACGUACAACCAAGGUGCUCUCUCCAACUUCCUACCAACGCCGUGGCCCCUACCGACGAUUGCGAUCUGUUAUUUUGUUAUUCUGGUUAUCAGCCACAUACCCGAGCCGAAACAGCUAUUUCCAAGAAGGAAAGCAAAACGUUAUAGCACUCUGGACAAAUCGAACGAUGUCGAGCUAAGAGCUAUGAGGGAACACUAG
Messenger RNA from Trichoderma citrinoviride, 1794 nucleotides. RefSeq lists its product as hypothetical. The record is from RefSeq and is a predicted model, not a curated record. Bases 1 to 1794 code for a protein of 597 amino acids. The transcript is spliced from 9 exons. Lineage: Eukaryota; Fungi; Ascomycota; Sordariomycetes; Hypocreales; Hypocreaceae.